GCGCCUCUCCAGCUCUCAACGUCUCAACUGCUGUUCAUCGCCAGGGCUCUAAGACAGCGAGCCAUGUUCCUUCUUCUGGUGCUUCCCACUGGACUUGGUGGGAUGCAUGCAGACCUCAAUCCUCAUAAAAUCUUCCUGCAGACCACAAUUCCAGAGAAGAUUUCAUCAUCGGAUGCAAAAACAGAUCCAGAACAUAAUGUAAUUUUAAUGAUUACCAUAGAAGGAAAGCCAUAUUUUGUCCAUCUCAAAAAGCAAUCAAUUUUAUCUUCAGCUUCUGUUAUUAAUUCUUAUGACGAAAAUGACAUCCGUCAUUCCAAACCUCUGCUAGUUCAGAUGGAUUGCAAUUAUAAUGGAUAUGUUGCGGGUAUUCCAAAUUCUCUUGUGACUCUCAGCAUAUGUUCAGGACUCAGGGGAACAAUGCAGCUGAAAAACAUCUCAUAUGGAAUUGAACCGAUAGAGGCUGUAUCAGGAUUUAUACACAAGAUUUAUGAAGAAAAAUAUGCUGACACUAAUAUUCUCUUAGAAGAAAAUGACACUUAUACUUGGUUUAAUUCAGAGUAUCAAGUCAGAAAAAGUUCAGAAAAAACUGACUUUAUUAAGUUAUUCUCUCGAUAUAUUGAAAUGCAUAUUGUUGUGGACAAAAAUUUGUUUGAUUACAUGGGCUCUGAUAUAAACGCUGUAACGCAGAAGGUUAUUCAGAUAAUUGGCCUUGUUAACACUAUGCUUACCCAGUUAGAAUUGACUGUUAUGAUAUCUUCAAUUGAAAUCUGGUCAAAUAAAAACAAAAUUUUUACUACAGGGCAUGCUGAAGAUGUAUUGUUACAAUUUUUUGAAUGGAAAAAGGACCAUCUUAACUUUAAACCACAUCAAAUUGCAUGCUUACUUGUCUACAGGAAACUUCCCACCUUAAUAGGAACCACAUUUCCUGGGCAAGUAUGUAAUAAAGAUUUUGCUGCUGCAGUUGCUCUGUAUACAGAGGGUUUAUCCUUGGAGUCAUAUACUGUCAUUAUUGUUCAGUUGCUUGGCCUUAAUCUGGGAUUAACUUAUGACAAAACUGACACCUGCCAUUGUUCAGGAGAUGUUUGCACAAUGAUGCCAAAAGCAGUGUACUCUGGUGAUGUAAAGGAUUUUAGCAUCUGUAGCUUGGAUGACUUUAAAUAUAUUUCUUCUCAUAAUGGCCUUACAUGUCUUCAGACAAACCCUCUUGAAAUGCCAACCUACACACACAGGAGAAUAUGUGGCAAUGGGUUGUUGGAAGGAAGUGAAGAAUGUGAGUGUGGCACUAAAGACAAUUGUACACAUAAAUUAUGCUGUGAUCCUUCAACAUGUAGAAUGAAAGGUAAUGCGAAAUGUGGUUCCGGAGAUUGCUGUUCAAAAGAUUGCAAGUUCAAACCGGCUAAUACGAUUUAUAGGAAAUCAGUUGAUAAAGAAUGCGAUUUCACUGACUAUUACAAUGGGGACCUUCCAUACUGUUUGCCUGACACUUAUGUACGUGAUGGAGAAUAUUGUGAUUCAGAUGGAGCCUUCUGUUUUCAAGGGAAGUGUCGGACUUUUGACAAACAAUGUGAUGAUUUAAUUGGAAGAGGUUCAAGAGGUGCUCCAAUUUUCUGUUAUGAUGAAAUUAAUACCAGAGGAGACAAUUUUGGAAACUGUGGCACUGCACAUUGUCUUUUCCAACAUAUUCUAUGUGCAAAAUUAUUCUAUACAUGGGAACACAGAGACUUAAUAUCACGUCCAAAUUUAUCUGUGAUUUAUGCACAUGUAGGAGACCAAACAUGUGUGUCUACAUACCUACCCAGGAGGACGCCACCUCCAGUAAAUUCACCUAUUUCAAUCACAUCAUAUUAUUCAGCUGAAGACAGAGAUGAAACAUUUGUACAAGAUGGUUCCAUGUGUGGUCCUGAUAUGUAUUGUUUCGAAAUGCAUUGUAAACAUGUUAGAUUCCUGAUGAAUUUAAAAUUGUGUGAUGCUUCUAAUCAUUGUGAUCGUCAUGGAGUUUGUAACAAUUUUAACCAUUGCCAUUGUGAAAAGGGAUAUAAUCCUCCUUACUGCCAACCAAAGCAAGGAGCAUUUGGAAGUAUUGAUGAUGGACACUUAGUACCACCAACUGUAUUCAAAGACAGUAACUUUAGAGGGAUUUUCAGUUGCUAUGACACAGUUGCUUGGAAUUAAUCUGGGAUUGACAUAUGAUGACAUCUACAACUGUAACUGUCCAGGAGCUACAUGCGUAAUGAAUUCUAAGGCAAUUCCACAGUGUGCAAUAUUUCAGAAGAGUAGAGAGAGCUUCUCCCUUCCAACAUUCAUUUCAAUACUUGGUAGUGGAGGAAAACAUGACUGAUCUUGUGAAACUGAAUUUCCCAUCACUGUACUAUCACUGUAUCUGAGGAUACAUAAAAGAGGACAUGUUUGCAGGAAAAGCAUAGAUCUGUGUGGUUUUACAGAAUAUUACAAUGGAACAUCUGAGUUUUGUGUACCUGAUGUGAAAUCUGCUGAUUAUGAGCUAUGCAAUAAGACUGCCUAUUGUCUUAGAGGAAUAUUCCAAGAUAGGGAUGGACAGUGCAUGCAAUUAUUUGGACAAUUUGCUCAGGGUGCUCCUUAUCUGUGUUCACAAGAAGUGAAUUUGCAUGCCAACAAUUUUGGAAACUGUAAAACUAGUUCCUAUAAUUUCGAGUACACAUUUUUAAACGUGUACAUUUUUCUAACGUUGGUAUGUGUGUGUGUAUUUCAGAGGGUCACUUAAUACAAAUGAGAGAUGUAGCAUAUACAGACGUGUCCUUUGUGCAAAGCUAGUUUGUCACUGGAAAAGUACAGAACUAAUACGACAUAAAGAUGAUGAUGCUUAAUAUACUUACCUUGGAAACCAUGUAUGUGUGUCUACAUUUUUACGAAAUUCAUGUGGUAGCAUAAAGGAUAACUCCUAUGUAAAAAAUGGUACUUUUUGUGGUCUAGAAAAGUUAUGUGAUAAUGGAGUUUGCCAACUUGUGAGCACAUAUGCAGAUAGAAGACAAGGUAACUCGGAAGAAAAAUGCGGUGGACAUGGGGAAAAAGUACACCCUUGUUUGUGAAAUGACAUGCUGUUCCUCAGAAAAACGGCCUUUAAUCAGUUGCUACAUUUUUCUACCUUUCCUCAUUUUAACUGCCAUCAUUGGUCUUAAAUGGAACAAAAUGAAGAGAUUUUGGCACUGAGCAAAAAGUGUAAGUGGAAGAAGACAGCAGUAGUAGCAGCAACAGUAACAGCAGUAGUGACAGCAACCAGUCAUAGAGUAACUACAUGAUAACAUCAAAAGCCAUAAGAUAGAGAAAGGAUAUUACCAAGAAACUUACCAUUAACUGGCUUGAUUCAACAAUGAAAACAAAAAUCGCCUUUUUUCUCCUUUCAUUAUGGCUUAAAGCUUUCAAUUGCACAAACAAAAUAAAUUCUAUGACAGGAA
Pan troglodytes (chimpanzee) is the source of this 3431-nucleotide messenger RNA. It is a transcript of the gene ADAM5, whose product is annotated as disintegrin and metalloproteinase domain-containing protein 5. Gene Ontology annotation, cellular component: plasma membrane. Gene Ontology annotation, molecular function: metalloendopeptidase activity. Lineage: Eukaryota; Metazoa; Chordata; Mammalia; Primates; Hominidae. The transcript has 27 exons. Gene Ontology annotation, biological process: cell adhesion; proteolysis; male gonad development. Bases 64 to 2172 code for a protein of 702 amino acids. The record is from RefSeq and is a predicted model, not a curated record.